AUGUGGUGGCGGUCUCAUGUGGAGUGUCAACCAGAAAAGGCACCACCUAUGACUUGGACAUCAUUUUCUAGCUUAUUUAUGGAGAAGUACAUACCCCAGACUUUGAGGGACAGAAGGAGAGAUGAGUUCCUGAACAUAGAGCAAGGAAGGAUGUCUGUUGCAGCUUAUGAGGCUAAAUUUUGUGCGUUAUCCAGGUAUGCCACUCAGCUUUGCUUCAGUCUGCAAGAGCGGAUUCGCCGCUUUGUAAAGGGAUUGAGGUCAUAUUUGCAGAUCCCAGCUUUACAGGUAGCUGCUUCUGUAAAAUAUUUUCAGGAAGUGAUUGAUUUUGUGAUAGAGGUAGAGGGGGUGAAGCUGGAUGACUUCACCAAGGUGUCAACAUUUAAAAGGUUUCGUAAGGAAGGUGAGUUUGGUGGUUCGUACUCCAAAGGGCAGAGUUCAGGGGGCUAUCCACCCCGUCCUAUUCAGUCUUCAUUGCAGGCUUCAGUUGAGGGUCCGUUGCGGACUAGUCAACCUUUUUCUAAGUUUGGGGGUUACCUCCAGUCUUCUUCGUCUUCACAGAGACCUACACUCGACUCUAGGACUUCUUAUGGAUGUGGAAAGGCCGAACAUAUCAAGAAAUAUUGUCCAAAGCAGAGUCAGGCUCGGUACGAUCAGAGUUACAGAUCCCCAGCAAUUAGAGGUAGAGGUGGUCAUGGUAGAGGCCGUCAUUUUGGAGGACGUGGUGGCCAAGGUAAUAGUGGUCACCAGUUCAACCUGGGUGGCGGGCAGGUUGGAACUACUGGAGCGCAGCCCGGCAGAGGCAAUGGACAGACAGGUGAUAGGGCCCAUUGUUAUGCUUUCCCCGGGAGGUCAGAGGCAGAGACAUCCGAUGCUAUUAUCACAGGUACUCUUCUGGUCUGUGAUCGCAUGGCUUCUAUAUUGUUUGAUCCUGGAUCCACAUUUUCUUAUGUAUCUUCCUCGUUCGCUACUGGUCUUAAUUUGCAUUGUGAUUUGCUUGACAUGCCUAUUCGUGUCUCUACUCCUGUUGGUGAGUCUGUGAUAGUGGAAAAGGUGUAUAGGUCUUGCCUUGUGACUUUUGUGGGGGGUGAGACUUAUGUAGAUCUGAUUAUUCUAGAGAUGGUUGAUUUUGAUGUAAUUUUGGAUAUGACUUGGCUUUCUCCAAAUUUUGCUAUCUUAGAUUGUAAUGCUAAGACUGUGACCUUGGCCAAGCCUGGGAUAGAUCCACUAGUGUGGGAGGGUGACUAUAUUCCCGCCCCAGUUCGUAUUAUCUCUUGUCUUCGUGCUAAGAGGUUGGUGAGUAAGGGUUGUUUAGCCUUCUUGGCACAUCUCAGGGAUGAUACUUCCAAAGUGCCUUCAAUCGAGUCUGUUUCGAUAGUCCGUGAGUUUACAGAUGUUUUUCCUUUUGACCUACCUGGUAUGCCACCAGAUAGAGAUAUUGAUUUUUGUAUUGACUUGGAGUCGGGGACUCGCCCCAUUUUCAUUCCACCUUAUAUAAUGGCCCCAGCUGAGUUAAGGGAGUUAAAGGCCCAACUUCAAGAAUUGUUAGACUACAGGCAGCUGAAUAAGGUAACUAGUAAGAACAAGUACCCCAUUCCUCGCAUUGAUGACUUGUUUAAUCAGUUACAGGGUGCUUUCGUAUUCUCUAAAAUUGAUUUUGAGGUCCGAUUAUCAUCAAUUGAAAAUGCGGGCAACGAACGUGCCAAAGACUGCUUUUCGAACCAGAGAAGGAGGGAACAUGAGGAGCAUUUGAGAAUUGUAUUGGGGUUGUUGAGGGAGAAAAAGCUUUAUGCCAAAUUCUCCAAGUGUGAGUUUUGGCUCGAUUCAGUGUCCUUCUUGGGGCACGUGGUUUCUAAGGAUGGAGUGAUGGUGGAUCCCUCUAAGAUUGAAGCAGUGAAGAGUUGGGUAAGGCCUACUAAUGUUUCAGACGUAAGGAGCUUUGUUGGUUUAGCUAGCAACUACCGCCGAUUCGUACAGGGAUUCUCUUCCAUUGCUUCCCAGUUGACCAAUUUGACCAAGCAGAAUGUUCCAUUUGUAUGGUCGAAUGAGUUGCUAAUGCAGAAGAGGAAUGUAAUUGCCUAUGCUUCAAGGCAAUUGAAAGUGCAUGAACGUAACUAUCCAACCCAUGAUUUGGAGUUGGCUGCAGUUGUAUUUGCAUUGAAACAGUGGAGGCAUUAUCUAUAUGGGGUCAAAUCUUCUUUUCUGGACAAGAUUAAGGGAAAGCGGUUUGAGGAUGAGAAGCUGAGUCGAAUUCGAGAUAUGGUGUUGCGGGGAGAUGCUAAGGAGGUUGUGAUUGAUGAGGAAGGUGUCUUGAGAAUUAAGGGGUGGGUGUGUGUGCCCCGUGUUGAUGACUUGAUUCAUACUAUUCUUGCAGAGGCUCAUAGUUCGAGGAAUUCUAUACAUCCUGGUGCAACCAAGAUGUAUCGUGAUCUGAGACAACAUUAUUGGUGGAGUAGAAUGAAGCGUGACAUUGUUGAUUUUGUUACCCAAUGUCCGAACUGUCAGCAGGUAAAGUAUGAACAUCAGAGGCCUAAAGGGACACUUCAGAGAAUGCCCAUUCCGAAAUGGAAGUGGGAAAGAAUUGCAAUGGAUUUUGUCGUUGGUCUUCCAAAGACAUUGGGUAAGUUUGAUUCUAUUUGGGUAAUUGUUGACAGGUUAACUAAGUCUGCUCACUUCGUUCCGGUCAAGAUGACUUACAGUGCAGAAAAGUUAGCCAAACUCUAUAUCUGUGAGAUUGUUCGAUUGCAUGGAGUUCCAAUUUCCAUCAUAUCAGAUAGAGGUACGCAAUUUACUUCUAACUUUUGGAGGACCUUGCAUGCUGAAUUAGGUACUAGAUUGGAUCUUAGUACCGCAUUUCACCCUCAGACUGAUGGACAGUCUAAGCGAACAAUUCAAGUGUUGGAGGAUAUGCUUCGUGCAUGUAGGUCUCCCAUUAGAUGGUUUGAUUCAUUUGAGGUGAGGCCUUGGGGUACUGAUCUCUUGAGAGAAUCAUUAGAGAAAGUGAAAUUCAUUCAGGAGAAGCUUUUAGCACCUCAGAACAGGAAGAAGGAGUAUGCAGAUCGGAAGGUCAGGGACUUGGAGUUUAUGGAGGGUGAGCAGGUCUUGCUAAAGGUUUCACCCAUGAAGGGUGUGAUGCGGUUUGGUAAGCGAGGUAAGCUUAGUUCGAGGUACAUUGGGCCAUUUGAAAUUCUUAAGCGCGUGGGGGAGGUGGCCUAUGAAUUGGCCUUGCCUCCAGGGUUGUCAGGGGUGCACCCGAUAUUUCAUGUGUCCAUGCUGAAAAAAUACCAUGGUGAUAGAAACUACAUUAUUCAUUGGGAUUCAGUACUGCUUGAUGAGAAUCUGUCUUAUGAGGAGGAGCCUGUAGCUAUUCUAGAUAGAGAGGUUCGCAAGUGA
Solanum stenotomum is the source of this 3390-nucleotide messenger RNA. RefSeq lists its product as uncharacterized. The transcript is spliced from 6 exons. Gene Ontology annotation, molecular function: nucleic acid binding. Gene Ontology annotation, biological process: DNA integration. The coding region runs from base 1 to 3390 and encodes 1129 amino acids. The record is from RefSeq and is a predicted model, not a curated record. Lineage: Eukaryota; Viridiplantae; Streptophyta; Magnoliopsida; Solanales; Solanaceae.